Molecule: messenger RNA, 1200 nt
Organism: Lodderomyces parapsilosis
Lineage: Eukaryota; Fungi; Ascomycota; Pichiomycetes; Serinales; Debaryomycetaceae
Gene: FAL1
Product: ATP-dependent RNA helicase
Exons: 1
Coding region: 1-1200 (399 amino acids)
Cellular component (GO): catalytic step 2 spliceosome; nucleolus
Molecular function (GO): ATP binding; mRNA binding; RNA helicase activity
Source: RefSeq, a predicted model, not a curated record
AUGGACGAGUUUGAUAAGGAUGUGGACAAAGAGUUGCAAUUUAGUCCUAAAUCAACAAAGGGGAUAAAAGUUCACCGUACAUUUGAAAGUAUGAAACUAAAACCCGAACUUUUGAAAGGUAUUUACUCGUAUGGCUUUGAAGCCCCAUCGGCGAUCCAGUCGAGAGCAAUUAUGCAAAUAAUCGCGGGACGCGAUACUAUUGCUCAAGCGCAAUCAGGAACGGGUAAAACAGCUACGUUCUCGAUUGGAAUGUUGGAAGCGAUCGAUUCAAAAUCAAAAGAUUGUCAAGCGUUAAUACUAUCUCCUACCAGAGAAUUGGCGAUUCAAAUUCAAAAUGUUGUACAGCAUCUUGGAGAUUAUAUGAAUGUUCAUACAUACGCUUGCGUUGGAGGUAAAAAUGUGGGAAUGGAUAUUAAGAAGCUACAGCACGGUCAACAAAUCGUCAGUGGAACUCCGGGUAGAGUAUUGGAUGUAAUCAGGCGAAGAAAUCUUUCUACAAGACAUAUCAAGAUUUUGAUUUUAGACGAGGCGGAUGAACUAUUCACAAAAGGUUUUAAAGAACAAAUUUACGAAAUUUACAAGCAACUUCCGUCUGAUACCCAAGUCGUGGUUGUCAGUGCUACUCUACCACCUGAAGUUUUGGAAAUGACAAGCAAAUUCACCACUGACCCGGUAAAAAUCUUGGUCAAGCGAGAUGACGUAUCUCUAGUGGGAAUAAAACAAUACUACGUACAAUGUGAACAAGAAGACUGGAAGUUUGAUACCUUGUGUGAUCUUUAUGAUAACUUAACAAUUACGCAAGCGGUAAUAUUUUGUAAUACUAAAAUGAAGGUCAACUGGUUAACAGAUCAAAUGAGAAAACAAAACUUCGUAGUGCUGUCAAUGCACGGGGACAUGAAACAAGAUGAACGAGACUCGAUUAUGAGUGAUUUUAGAACAGGCAAUUCACGAGUUUUGAUUUCCACCGAUGUCUGGGCAAGAGGUAUCGAUGUGCAGCAAAUCUCUUUGGUUAUAAACUACGACUUACCAAACGACAAGGAAAAUUACAUCCACAGAAUAGGUCGAUCGGGAAGAUUUGGUAGGAAAGGAACUGCGAUUAACUUGAUAACUAAAAGUGAUCUUUCAACCAUGAGAGAUAUUGAAAGCUAUUACUCAACGAGAAUUAGAGAGAUGCCUAUGAACAUCAAUGAUAUCAUGUAA